UAGGCGCUUGUAGAAGCCAAUUCACUCCGCCACGCCUGUCCUCUGUACCUGGUUUAUUGUCACUGCAAGCCUCUGGGAGGUGAAUAAAACUUGCAUAAACUCAAGUUCAUCACUGCAAAUAACAGUCCGUCUCGGCAUGUGUCGCUAGUUGAUAAACAUUUGAUGGGAACUUAUGCAUAAGCAGGCAUGGACAUCAAAUCGCAACAGCAGUGGGAGCUCUGAAUUGAGGAUCUACCCGUCUUUGGCAUGUUCUGGAAAUUAAUGUUUAUGGGAUACCAUGUAGGCGAUGCUGAUCGUUGGAAUCAACACUCCCACCAGUGAGGAAAAAGUUCAUCGUUUAUAGAUGUAACUUCCUCCAAACUAAUGCAUGACCAUGGAUCCUGAAGAGGUGCGGACGGAGCUGGACCAGAUUGCUGUGCGGCUGCAGGAGGAUGGCCUGGCUCCGGGGGCCAGUGCUGAGGAGCGGCAGUGCCACUUGUGGCGGGAGCUGCUCCGUGCUGAGGCAAAGUUUAACUCAGCAGUCCAGGAGCUGCAGACCUUACGCACCCAGCAGGCCAAUGAGAUGAAGGAGGUGGAGAGCUAUGUGGAGCACAUCCGUGGGCUGCUGGAGGAGCGAGAGUGUCUGACUGCAGAGUAUGAGAGGGACAAUGAGCAGCUGCGCCUAGAGCUCCAACAGAUCAGUCACCAGCAAGAGAACCAGAGCAAAGAGCUGGCAGAGAUGUUGGCCCAAGAGGACCUAGGGGAGAUGGGUUUGAGCAGCCCCAGUGAGCAGGUGGCAUACCUGCUGGUGGAGAGAGCCACACUGUUGGAGAGGUUGGAGGCUGCUGAGAGGAGGCUGGACAACCACAGCCUUACCGGCAACCUUAGAGAGGUCCAACUGCAGCAGGAACUGGAGCACAUCCGCCACACCAUGGGGGAGGAGCUACGGCAGCAGAGGGCAGAUGCACAGAAAACCAAAGACAACAUGACCAAGCAGUGUUCAUCCCAGAGUCCGUGGAGGAAACUGUUUGGGCUGCGCAGGUCUGGUCCAAGCAAACACAUUGGUGCUCCCGUCCACAGUGAGGAGAUUUCCCGGGAGCAAGGUGAGCGCCAGCGGCUGGAGCGGGAUCUCGAGGAGGCAUCCAGCAGGCUGGCCAUGGCCCACCAGGACAUCCGCAGGCUCACCAAUGAGCUGGAUGCUGCGAGAAACAACAACCUGGGAUUCAGCGGAUCUGAACUGGAGCGAGCAGGUCAAGAAGUGGAGAACCUGAGGAAGGAGGUGGACAAACUCAAACACUGUGAUAUGGUGGAGCUGCAUAGAGCCAAGGAGCGCAAUGAGAGGUUUGAUGUCGAGAUCAGAGCUCUGAGAGACAGAGUGCGCACCUUAGACUCUGAGAAGAAACAGCUCCAGGAGAUGCUGGCAAAGAAUGAAGCUGUGAGAGGUGCUGUAGUCAAAGAGGAGGAUCAUAAGGAAAAGGACACGGGCACACAGCCUCAAAACAACUUUGCUGGCUUGUCAGCUGAAGACAAGGAUCACGUUCAUAAACGGUGUCGCGAGGCAGUGGAAGAUGGGCUGGUGCAGGUUCGUGAGCUGCAGCGGCGCCUCCAGAGGCAACUCAAGGAACAGGAAGAGCUAGUAGAGAGGAAUGAGGAGCUGGAGGCCCUGCUGGGGGAGGCCCAAAAUGCCAGCAAGGAGGAGAGGCAGCGCCACGAGGGAGAACUGGAAGGAAUGCAUAGGAGGAUCAAAAGCCUGGAAUCAGAGCUGAAGAAGCAGGGUGCCCAGGACAAGCCUCUGAAGAAUGGAGAAGAGGGCAAAGAGACGGAGUCCUUCUUACAGCAGCUGAGGGGCAGCAGCCAAGAGAGAGUGGCUUUGCUAGAGGCUCGUUUGACUGAGGAAAAGGAAUGGAGGAAACAGCUGGAGGUGGAUCUCACUGCUGCCCAGGCAGCCCUAAAAAAGGACAAGGAGGCUCUGCAGAUAGGGGAGAGAGAGCUGAAGAAGCUGAGACUAGAGGUCAACGGUCUUCAGACAGAAUGCCAACAAGGGAAAACGCUAAUUAAGAGCCUCACACAAGUCAAGGGGGAAAAGGUGGUUCUAGAGGAAAAGGUGGCCCAGUUGGAGCGUGCCCAGAGCCGGCUGCAGAGCGAGCUGGAGCGCCACAAGGACAGCGGCUGGACCCAGGAGGACCUGAGGGAGAGCAGGUUGCAGGUGGACCUGCUCCGGGAGCAGGCUGACAGGCUAACUGCUGAGCUCACAAGCCUGAAGACAGCUCACAAUACACUGAGGGAUGAGAUGGUAACUGAGCGGCGAAAAACCAGUGAGCUCCAGGCUGAGCUGAGCUCCAGGGUCCAGGAGAAGCUGGCAGCUGAGGGGGAAAGAGAGAGGCUGGAGCUGGAGGUGCAGCGCCUCAGGAAGCAGCUCCAGUGGCAGCAGGAGCAGCUCUCCUCCAGACAGGAGACACCCAGGAGCAGCCAGGAGCCUGAGACACACACAGAUAGCACAGAGUCUAGUGCCAGUCCAACAGACAAGGCCAAAGAUGAAGGCAAUGAUCAGCUGUCCUGUCUGAAACAGGAGCUGAGUCAUCUGCAGGCGAUUUUGGACGAGGAGCGGCAGCUGGCCGCUCAGCACCAACUGGCCCUGCAGGCACAGGCCAAUGAGGCCCAGGCACACACCAAGUCCCAGGGCUCGGUGCUGAGCCAGAAGGCAGAGGAAACUAAGCAGCUGAAGCAGGACCUGCAGAGGGCCCAGAGCUUGUUCACCUCUGCAGAGAGAGAGCUGCGCUAUGAGCGGGAGAAGAACAUGGACCUGAAGAGACACAACACCCUGCUGGAUCAAGAAAAACUCAAGCUUUGUGCAGAACUGAAGCAGGCCCAGGCCAAGCUGGUCCAGGUGGAGCUGAAUGUCCAGAGUCAGACAGCUGAGUGUGAACGCCAGCAGCACAAACUCCGAGAGCUGGAGCUGGAGCUGGCACGCAACGCCACAAGCCGCAACGCCACCACCAGUCUGCAGGAGGAGCUGCAAGCUGAGAGGGCUCGGCUUAUCGCUGCUGACAAGAAGGUGUUGGAGCUCCAGCAGCAGCUGAAGAGCGUGCAGCACCAGCUGCGUGUGGAGGAGGCUCGGGCCGGGGAGAGCAGCCGCCUGGAGAGGGACAGCAGGGAUCUGUCUGACACCUUGUCAGCCCUGAGAGCCCAGCAGCAGGAGGAGCACAUCACCAGGAAGCUGUUAGAGCAGCGCGAGGUGGAGCUUCAGCAGCAGGUGCGCUCCCUGAGGCAGAAGGAGGCUUCCCUGGCCAGGACCAAUGCAGAGAUCAGCCACCGUGCCCAGCAACUGGACACCCGUCUGGCCAUUCUGGAGGCCGAACACAGCAAGGCCAGAGAGGAGGAGAAAGACAGCCAGAGGGCUUAUCACAGGCGGCAGGAAGAGCUUGUGGCCAGUCAGCAGGAGUGUGACAGGCUGCAGGGGGAGCUGCAGCAAGUGCUCCUCCAACUGGACACACAGAUCAGGAAGUACAAUGAAAAACAGGGCCAGCACAAGACCAAGCUGCGUCAGGCCAAGCAGAUCUACCUGAAGGCCACGGCACAGAGAGACCACACCAUUCAGAAACUGGAGAAUGACCUGGCACUUGCCUCCAGCCUCUCACACAAGGAAAAGGAAUGGAUUCAAACAGUGAUGGAAGAAAACGAGAAGCUGUUGGCAGAGAAGAGGGAGCUGCUGAGGAAGAUGAGUGAGGCCGAGGAAAUGGGCAGCAAUGGCUUGAGGACGGCCUCCACUGUCCAACACAGGGUCAAUGUCUUGGAGGUGGAGAACAGACAACUGCAGGACCGAACACUGAAGCUCUCCAAUCAAGUCAGUUCGCUUGAGCGCGCUCUGAGGAACGUCCAGUCAUUUUACAGCCUGGAGAGUGCCAAGAAAACAUUCCCCUCGGAAAGUCUUAGUGAUGCCAUCCUGCAUACAUCUGCACUAAGCGUUACGUCAGGUACGUGUGACCCGCUGAGCAUCCUGGAUGCCAUCUGCCGUGUGAAGGUGGGCGAGCGUGUGGAGGAGAGCAACCGAGGCUCCAUCUCCACCCCCCAGCCGCAGCCGUCAGAGCUUGGCUACUUGAAUCUCACGUCCCCUGUGGUUCUUCCAGGAACCAGAGAGCCAGAGGAGAGACCCAACAGCAGUGGCAAGGUAUGAGAGCACUGAAGAUGCCAUUGGAUACCAGCGUCUGGAGCUGGUUUAACGGACCAUCCAGCUCUCUUUAUAACGUACGCGUCAAGUAUUCACAACAAGUAUUCACAAUGUAUUUAAUGCUUGUAAAAGAGAAAACAGAACAGUAUUACUAAAAUGGGGCUUCCAAAGCAGUUCUGCUCAGGGUGAUCUCUUUUUAGCGUUAUAUACCAGUUCCUUGUUUGGCCUGUGAACACUCCCUUUUGUUACGGGUUCAGACUUGGGGGAGGAGCUCUUAGAGUGAACAUAUGAGAGGAAUAUGUUUAAUGUCUGUGUGAGAUUCAGUUAAAUAUGUUCUGUGUGUGUUUAUUUGAAACAUAAGGAUGGAAUGGGAGCCUCAGCUUUCACUCGAGACACAAUCAUCUGUGAAUGUGCAAAUGUGUGUUAUUGCCUGGGAUUUGGUCAAAUUGAAUCGCUUGCAUGAAGACACCAAAGCAAAUCAUAUGCUUGAAAGCCUGGUGGGGACUUGGUGGCCAAGAUAAUGAGCAUUUUACUCAGUGGUACAGAGCAGGGCCAGUAACUUCAGACUAAAGUGCAGCUAAUGCAGAAGAGAGCUUUUAUGAGGGACAAUCAGAUGAAAAUAGUUCGAAAUGAGCACUUUAUAAAAAAAAGUUUUGUUUGUGACUUGGUUUACAUACAGAAAAAUGUAGCAGUGGAAAAGAAUAUCAUUGGUACUUAUUUUUUUACCCCGUCAAAUUUAAAAUCGGCAGUGUUUUCUGUGAAAAAAAAAAAUGCCUAUGGGAUUACGUUUAUGGUUUUACUGGCUGAAAAGCUCUUAAAAGUUACAAAACAGUGUUUGUUAUAAGUGAGCAAAUUCAUGCUGAUAAAGUGGUAUGGGUUGAUAAUCACUUUUUUUUAUUGGACUGUGUGUAUGGCACCAGGCCUAACUGUAAAUAUUGGAUUAUUGUUGCUUUAACUUAUAGCUCGUCAGCUAUAGCCACUUAAGUAUAUACAAAAUGCAGAACGCUGUGUUAAACUAAAGUGUUUUAAACUUUUAGCUAAAAAAAAAAAUGAGUUAUCAGAAAAAAAAGGUAUUUUGGUAAAGGAGCUCUUAUGUUGAGUUCUUGAGCUCAAGGUGAAGAACAAUCAGUUCAAAAUGAAUAUUUCUUUUGGGACCUGGGAUCAAAUAUGCAUUUACUAUUUCAUGCCACUCUCAACUGAUUAAGGUUGGUGUUUUUUCCUCCUUUUGGUUUUUUUUUUUUUUUUUUUUUUUUUUGGUAUCAUCUAGUUGUACACUGUGGAAAGCAUCGUCUUACUUUGUCUUCAAUGUGCCUAAACUGAUGAAGUGUUGAACUUUGUCUUGCUGCUAAGGUAAAAAGAAUACCAUCUAACAAUAAAAGCCUUUUUGUGAUAGACACGCUCAUUGAAAAGUCACCAUGGACAAUGAUCUUUGCCUUUUGUUGUAUCCGUGUAAAUACAUUUUUAAACACAAAUAUUUUCAUAAAUAAAGUCACUGAAUCAUGAUCCUA
This is a messenger RNA of Myripristis murdjan (pinecone soldierfish), 5655 nucleotides long. It is a transcript of the gene ccdc30, whose product is annotated as coiled-coil domain containing 30. The coding region runs from base 368 to 4153 and encodes 1261 amino acids. The transcript has 29 exons. Lineage: Eukaryota; Metazoa; Chordata; Actinopteri; Holocentriformes; Holocentridae. The record is from RefSeq and is a predicted model, not a curated record.